Bipolaris maydis ATCC 48331 is the source of this 2553-nucleotide messenger RNA. RefSeq names its product topoisomerase II-associated protein PAT1. Gene Ontology annotation, cellular component: P-body. Gene Ontology annotation, biological process: P-body assembly; deadenylation-dependent decapping of nuclear-transcribed mRNA. Lineage: Eukaryota; Fungi; Ascomycota; Dothideomycetes; Pleosporales; Pleosporaceae. The record is from RefSeq and is a predicted model, not a curated record. Gene Ontology annotation, molecular function: RNA binding.
AUGUCCUUCUUCGGCUUCGACACGACGCUGCCACGUGACCAGGGCCAUUCGACUGCCGCCCCCGGCUUUGGCCAGCACGAUGCCUUUGCUGCCCUCGGCGGCGGGGCGGCCGAUGACGAUGUAAUCGACUUCGACGACACCUACGACGGCCUCGGCGACCAGCUAGACGACGAUGCCGACGACCGCAAUGACGACACCUUCGGCGACGGCCCGGCCACGCAGCAGUCGGUUGGCAAGCACUUUGACUUUGCCGGCCAGACGUCAAUGGUUGCUGGCACCAUCCAGGAGGAGCAGAUGCUGUUCCAUGCCCGCCAAAAGAUCCCCCAGCACCACCAGCAACAGCAAUUGCAGCAGCAGCAGCAGCACCAGUACCAGCAGAGGCCCUCCGUCCCCCCGGCCUCCAAGCCCAAUCGCUCUGGCUAUGAAAGCUACAAGGACCCCGAGUACAUUCCCCAGCUUGAGGCGCGUGCCGACAUCUGGGGCCUCAAGCCCAAGCAGCCCGCCGCCCAGCGCCAGCCCUCGCCACAACCCGCUGCCGCUGCCCAGAUGCCCGCGCCCACCAGAAAGGUCAUGAGCAUGGAGGAGGUCGAGGCCAUGAUGCGCGUUCAAUCCCUCAACAAUGACUCUAAAGCUACCCCGCCGGCUCAGCAGCCACCGCCCCAGGCCUUCCCCGGCUACCCUCAGCAGCAGUACCAGCAGCAAGGCCAGUUCCCCCAGGGCCAGCCACAGUAUCCCGGUAUGCCUGGCCACAUUGCGCCCCAGAUCCUGCAGAGGCCCCAGCAGCAGCAGGGCAUGCCACCGAGACAUCAACAGCAGCUCCGCGCCGAAUUGCCAGACCAGCCCGUCCAGUCCCAAUCGCCCCAGCAGCCCACCAUUCUCCAGCGACAGCGACCCCAUUCCAACGAUCCCGGUGCCCCGCAGAACCAGAUCCAAGGUUCACCUGCACAGCCCCGCCAGAUCCUGCAGAACCCCAACCGCCUCGCCGGCCAGGGCCAGCCUAUGCAGCCUGGCCCGCAUCGCGGUCAGCCAGGAGGAGCCCAUAACAGAGGCCCUUCGUUUCCUGGAAUGGUCAUUACCCAUCCGGAGCAGCUCCUUCAGCUGUCCGAGGCCGAGCGUGCUGCUUUUCUUGAAGAAGACGCAAAGCGGGCGAAGCGAAAUCACAAGAUUGCUCUCUUGGCAAAGGACAAUGGUCUCAUGACGCCUCAGGACAAGAACUUCAUCACUCGUAUCCAGCUGCAGCAGCUGAUGACGGCGACUGGAAACCUGGAAGAGCGGGGCCCUGAAGCUGCCAUUGCAGAGGACUUUUACUACCAGGUCUUCAGCCAGAUCCGGGGCGCUCCACGCCACAACCCCCAGCAGCCAGCAAGCCAGUUUGCGCAAACCUAUCUCUUCCAGACGAACAACCGGUUUGGCGCCCGUCGACAUGGCCGCGGAGGCGACAACCACAUGCAGCGCAUGGAGCAACAGAUUCAACGGGCGGUCGAGGCUGCCAAAGCACGGCCAAAAGCCAAACAACUCGUCGUCGAGGGCAGUCUUGGAAAGAUUGCAUUCAGCAAUUCCAAGACGCCACGACCACUGCUCAACCUCAAGCGACCGGAAACCAACGACAAGCUCCCAAGACACGCUCGAUCCUCGAUCGCAGAUCGUAAACAAACGCUUCGUAACAUUGAGGCUGUGUACAAGACGUUGAUGCAAAUGGAAGACCAUGAACGCGCCAUGCCAAUGCCAAUUCAGGAAAACAGCCCUCCCGAAGCCAUCCAAGCACACAUGGAAUGGCGAUCGCGGAUUGAGGCUCUCCACGAGCAACUGUGGCUCAACACCAAGAUUAUGGAGCCCAUCAACCCCAACACACCUCAUCCCUUCAUUUCCAUCCUUUCACACGCCAAGGGCAAGAAGGUUGUGCCACGUCUGUUCCGCCACAUUAACGAGCAGGAGCGCAUCACAGUGGUGACUAUGAUUGUUGUGCACCUCGACGCUCUUUCGGUAGUGGGCCAGGCGAUUGCUACGCCUGAUGAGCCGCUGAGUGCGGCAAUCCGUGAGGAAGUCGAUCUCUUUUCGCAGACGGUCAUGUCGCCCAUCCACGCGCACAUUUCAGAUGCGCCGCUGAACAUUGUCAUUGGUCUGCUUGGCCUUGUUCUAGACCGCACCAACCUGCACGUAGUGGCGCGGAGCAGGAUAGGCCUUACUCUGCUGACAUUCCUGAUUUCGCGGGCCGAACUGCUCAAGCAGUCGGCCCCCGAGAUGGUGAGUGAUUGGCAGCAAUGGACUGGGCUCUACAACCGCUUGUUUGACGUUAUUGAGCCGGUUCUCCCUUACCUGUUCCCCGGGAGCAUCAACGACACGGACGACAUGUACAUCUGGCAGUUCCUGGCAGCGAUGGGAGUGGGAGCCAGCCCAGAGCAACAGCAGCGGCUGGUGCUCGGAGUGAAGGACCGCGUCAUGGAAACUGUUUCUGUGAGCAAGGCUUUACCACCAGACAUGGCGAGUGCUCGAACGGCAAACGUAAACUUGUUUAUGAGAGCGAUUGGGCUAGAUGUAGAGCUUCUUGGAUGA